Cannabis sativa is the source of this 1378-nucleotide messenger RNA. RefSeq lists its product as uncharacterized. The record is from RefSeq and is a predicted model, not a curated record. The coding region runs from base 186 to 1154 and encodes 322 amino acids. The transcript is spliced from 10 exons. NCBI's taxonomy places the organism in Eukaryota, Viridiplantae, Streptophyta, Magnoliopsida, Rosales, Cannabaceae.
UAUUUAGAUUAAAGUAUUUGAGUCUUACACGUGGCGCAAAAUCAGCCUCAAGGAGCUCCUACACUGUGAUCCACCUCCUUGGACCUUGGAGAACAAGGCACGAACUUCCAUGAAUUCUCUUCAGAUCAGAUGACAAAAUUUUAAUCUUUAUUCCAAACCAACAACAACAACAACAACCCAUCACAAUGUUCCUUCUCAAAACAUGGAGAUCAACCGCAUUUGGGUUAUAUGGGUAUCUCAACUUCACCAAAUCUGGUUUCAUUGAACAUUCAAAGAAUUUCAAGGCAGAGGACAUCCAAAUUAGAAUAGAUGGCAAAAACUGCAUAGUUACAGGAGCUAAUUCUGGGAUUGGUUUUGCCACUGCACAAGGCCUUGCUUCACGUGGGGCAACUGUGUAUUUGGUUUGUCGAAAUAAAGAGAGGGGGGAAGCUGCUUUAUCUCACAUUAAGUCUUCAACAGGAAACAAAAAUGUUCAUUUAGAGGUUUGUGAUCUUUCCUCUAUUAGUGAUAUCAAGUCAUUUGCAUCAAGAUUUGCUUUGAAGAAUGAACCACUUCAUGUAUUGGUCAACAAUGCUGGUGUGCUUGAAAAUAACCGAGUUAUUACCUCAGAAGGGCACGAGAUGAACUUUGCCGUGAAUGUAUUAGGUACUUAUGCCAUGACUGAACUGCUGCUGCCAUCUCUAGAGAAAGCGGUUCCUGAUGCACGGGUUAUUACUGUUGCUUCUGGUGGAAUGUACACUGCACCUUUGACAAAAGAUCUACAAUUUAGUGAUGGAAACUUUAAUGGCGUGGAGCAGUAUGCUCGAAACAAGCGUGUUCAGGUAGCAUUAACAGAGAAAUGGGCUGAAAUGUACAAAAACAAAGAGAUUGGAUUCUACUCAAUGCAUCCGGGGUGGGCAGAAACACCAGGAGUUACCAAGAGCUUACCCGACUUCUCAAAAUCAUUUUCAGGAAAGCUUAGAACAAGCGAGGAAGGUGCAGACACAGUGAUCUGGUUGGCUCUACAACCGAAAGAGAAGUUGGUUUCGGGCACAUUUUAUUUCGACAGAGCUGAAGCUACUAAACACUUGAUGUUUGCAGCUACCAAGGGCUCUCAUGCUUUAAUCGACUCCAUUGUUGAGGAUUUACGUUCCAUGUCUGGAAUUUCUUCAUAAGCAGAAUUAGAUUUUUUGUUACCUUUUACUUCUACUAAACUUUCUUAAGAAACCAUAUUAGAUUGAAUUUUAUUUGAUGUAAUACUUAAGACUGUUUAUGUUCAAUAAUAAAGAUAAAUGUGCCAAAAAUAAUAAAUAAGAAGUUAUAUAAAAAGCACAUGAUGCGUUGUUAAUCAAAUUGUAACAAAGUUUAACAAUUAGUGAAAUUUACAUGGUUGUAUGGC